Messenger RNA from Penicillium diatomitis, 1320 nucleotides. Its product is annotated as O-acetylhomoserine aminocarboxypropyltransferase/cysteine synthase family protein. The record is from RefSeq and is a predicted model, not a curated record. Bases 1 to 1320 code for a protein of 439 amino acids. Gene Ontology annotation, biological process: transsulfuration. Lineage: Eukaryota; Fungi; Ascomycota; Eurotiomycetes; Eurotiales; Aspergillaceae. Gene Ontology annotation, molecular function: pyridoxal phosphate binding; transferase activity, transferring alkyl or aryl (other than methyl) groups. The transcript has 4 exons.
AUGGCGGACCAGAAGAAUCUCCACUUUGAUACCCUGCAAUUGCACGCUGGUCACGAACCCGACUCGACCACAAACUCCCGCGCCGUCCCCAUCUACGCAACCACCUCCUACACCUUCAAUGACUCCGCUCACGGCGCGAGGCUCUUCGGCCUCAAAGAAUUCGGCAACAUCUACAGCCGAAUGAUGAACCCCACCGUCGAUGUCUUCGAAAAACGCGUAGCCGCUCUCGAGGGCGGCGUGGCUGCCGUGGCCGCCUCGUCCGGCCAAUCUGCCCAAUUCAUGGCCAUCGCGGCCCUGGCUCAUGCAGGCGAUAACAUUGUCUCGACGAGCAAUCUGUACGGGGGCACGUACAAUCAGUUCAAGGUGAUGCUGCCGCGGCUGGGCAUUACGACCAAGUUUGUGAAUGGCGAUCACCCAGCUGAUAUUGCUGCGGCGAUUGAUGAUCGGACCAAGGCGGUUUAUGUCGAGACGAUUGGGAAUCCGCGGUACAACGUGCCGGACUUUGAGGCCGUUGCGAAGGUGGCGCAUGACAAGGGCGUUCCGUUGGUGGUGGACAACACCUUCGGUGCAGGCGGCUACUUUGCCCGCCCCAUCGAUCACGGCGCCGACAUCGUCGUUGAAAGCGCCACCAAGUGGAUUGGCGGACACGGCACGACCAUCGGAGGCGUCGUCGUCGACAGCGGCAACUUCGACUGGGGCAAGAACGCCGCCCGAUUCCCUCAAUUCACCGAGCCCUCCGAGGGAUACCAUGGGCUCAAGUUCUGGGAGACCUUUGGCCCGAUUGCAUUUGCGAUUCGGGUGCGCGUGGAGAUCCUGCGAGACCUUGGCUCAGCGUUGAAUCCCUUUGCAGCGCAGCAGUUGAUCCUGGGUCUGGAGACGCUCAGUCUCCGCUGUGAGCGCCAUGCUUCGAAUGCGCUUGCGCUGGCUCGGUGGUUGAAGACAAACGAGCAUGUUUCGUGGGUCUCGUAUCCCGGGUUGGAGGAGCAUGCGUCGCAUGCGACGGCGAAGAAGUACCUGACUCGUGGGUUUGGGGGUGUUUUGUCGGUGGGUAUCAAGGGCGGUGCGGCCGCCGGGCGUCAGGUUGUUGAUGGGUUCAAGUUGAUUUCUAAUCUUGCCAACGUUGGUGAUGCCAAAACUCUGGCCAUUCACCCUUGGUCGACAACUCACGAGCAGCUGAAUGACCAGGAGAAGCUUGAUUCGGGUGUGACGGAGGAUGCCAUUCGGAUCUCGGUGGGUAUUGAGCAUAUUGACGAUAUCAUUGCCGAUUUUGAGCAAUCUCUGCGUGCGUCCAAGGCUGCGUUCCCAGAUCGGACGGCAUGA